Xiphophorus couchianus (Monterrey platyfish) is the source of this 4124-nucleotide messenger RNA. RefSeq names its product sarcosine dehydrogenase (gene sardh). Gene Ontology annotation, molecular function: protein binding. NCBI's taxonomy places the organism in Eukaryota, Metazoa, Chordata, Actinopteri, Cyprinodontiformes, Poeciliidae. Bases 316 to 3066 code for a protein of 916 amino acids. Gene Ontology annotation, cellular component: mitochondrion. The transcript has 22 exons. The record is from RefSeq and is a predicted model, not a curated record.
UCUCCCUACAGAACAGUAGAAGCUCGGCACAGUGGGCUGAGCUCAUCUAAGGGUGAAAGGAAGAAGGAGGGAUUGCUGAAGGCAGGGACUCAGAGCUGCUGUCCCGCUACAGAUCGUGCAAUCUGACUGCUUUGCUCUCCAACCCACGCCGCACCCCCUCUGUAUCGCUUCGCUUUUUUGGGAACUAUUCGGCCAUUUUUACCCACCAGCCUCCCUCCUUUUUGCACAUAGCACAUUCUUUUAAACCAAUUUUUCUCCUCGCAUCGACUGCUUUUGUUUUCUUUUCCGGGGCGGUCCUUCGGACUCGAUUAGGCGAUGGCCUUCAUUGGGCGUGCAGUCCAGCGCCUCGUAUCAGCAGCGCGUCCCUCUGUAGCCCCACUGUGCCGGACAAGUUCUCGGUCUUACAGCACUGAACACACCAGUGAAAAGAGCGUCCCCUAUGAGAAGACACUCAAACAGGAGGAAGGAGCUUCCACAGGACCCACUAAGCCUUUACCAAGGUCAGCUGAUGUGGUGGUGAUUGGAGGAGGUAGUCUCGGCUGUCAGACCGUCUAUCAUCUGGCCAAAAUGGGGAUGACCAACGUAGUUUUGCUGGAGAGAGACAGACUGACUGCUGGCACCACCUGGCAUACGGCCGGCCUUCUGUGGCAACUCCGUCCCAGUGAUGUGGAGGUGGAGCUCCUGGCCCACACCAGGAACGUGAUCAGCAAAGACCUGGAAGAGGAAACGGGUCUCCACACUGGCUGGAUCCAGAAUGGAGGACUCUUCAUUGCUUCCAACAAGCAAAGACUGGAUGAAUACAAGCGCCUCAUGUCGCUGGGUAAAGUUUAUGGCAUCGAGUCUUAUGUUCUGUCACCUGCGGAGACCAAGGACCUUUAUCCCCUCAUGAAUAUUGAUGAUCUGUAUGGAACGCUGUAUGUUCCCAAAGAUGGCACCAUGGACCCUGCAGGCACCUGUACCACCCUGAGCAGAGCUGCUACAGCGAGAGGAGCCACGGUGAUCGAGAACUGCCCAGUGACCGGUAUCCAAGUGCGAAUGGACGACCUUGGGGUCAAGAAGAUCAAGGCGGUGGAGACACCUCAUGGAACCAUUGAAACACCGUGUGUGGUGAACUGUGCAGGUGUGUGGGCCAGCAAGCUUGGUGAAAUGGCUGGAGUCAAUGUUCCUCUUAUUGCCAUGCAUCAUGCUUAUGUGGUGACAGAGAGGAUAGAGGGCAUACAGAACAUGCCAAAUGUCAGGGACCAUGACGCAUCGGUGUACCUGCGCCUCCAAGGUGACGCUCUGUCUGUGGGUGGUUAUGAACAAAAUCCCAUCUUCUGGGAGGAGGUGUCAGAUAAGUUUGCCUUCAGCCUGUUUGACCUGGACUGGGACGUAUUUAUGCAACAUAUCGAGGGAGCUAUAAAUAGAGUUCCUGUUCUGGAGCAGACUGGUAUCAAGUCCACUGUCUGUGGACCAGAAUCUUUCACUGCUGACCAUAAGCCGCUGAUGGGAGAAGCACCAGAAGUUCGAGGUUACUUCCUGGGCUGUGGCUUCAACAGUGCAGGUAUGAUGCUGGGAGGUGGAUGUGGCAGAGAGCUCGCUAAGUGGAUCGUACAUGGCCGGCCAGAAAAGGACAUGUAUGGAUAUGACAUCAGACGUUUUCACAGUUCGCUGACAGACAACACACGCUGGAUCAGGGAGAGGAGCCAUGAGUCAUAUGCAAAAAACUAUUCUGUAGUGUUUCCCUUUGAUGAGCCACUGGCCAGCCGUAACAUGAGGAAGGACCCUUUUCAUGAGGUGCUGACAGAGCAAGGUUGCAUGUUUCAAGAGAGGCAUGGUUGGGAGAGACCUGGUUGGUUCAACAAAGAGGGACCGGCUCCUCCUAAAAACUACGAUUACUACGGCGCUUACAACAUUAGGAAUAAUGAGAACUACAGAUACAAAGAACUCCUGGGCAAAGAGUACACCUUCGACUUCCCUCCGCAUCACGAUGUGAUUAAGAGUGAGUGUCUCUCAUGCCGACACGACGUCGCUGUGUUUAACAUGUCCUACUUUGGGAAGUUCUAUCUCACCGGACCAGAUGCCAAGAAAGCAGCCGAUUGGCUCUUCUCAGCUGAUGUCAACAAGAAGCCAGGUUCCACUGUAUAUACGUGUAUGUUGAAUAAAAGAGGAGGGGCGGAGGCCGACCUGACGGUGAGCAGGCUGGAGCCGGGCGCCGCCAAGCUGCCACUGGCACCACCAUCAGAUGGUGAUGCAUACUACCUUGCCAUUGGCGGCGGUGUCGCCGAACACAACUGGAACCACAUUAGGACAGUUAUUCAGGACCAAGGCUUCCACUGCCAGCUGACGGACCACUCUGAAGACAUGGGGAUGAUCAGCAUCCAGGGGCCUAAGAGUCGAGAAGUAUUGCAAGAUGUUUUGGAUGCAGAUCUCAGCAACGAAGCGUUUCCCUUCUCUACCCAUAAGCUUGUGAACGCAGCAGGAUAUCAGGUGCGAGCAAUGCGUCUGUCAUUUGUCGGAGAGCUCGGGUGGGAGCUCCACAUUCCCAAAGACUCCUGUGUUCCCGUCUACCGAGCUGUCAUGGCCGCCGGUGCAAAGCAUGGCAUCAUCAAUUCAGGCUACAGAGCAAUCGACUCUCUCAGCAUAGAGAAGGGGUACAGACACUGGCACGCUGACCUUCGGCCUGAUGACACACCUUUGGAGGCGGGGCUUGCCUUCACCUGCAAACUGAAGAGCUCCAUCCCGUUCCAGGGCCGGGAAACGCUGGAGAAACAGAAGGAAGCGGGACUGAGGAGGCGUAUCGUCUGUUUCACCAUCGAUGAAAAAAUACCAAUGUUCAGUCUAGAGGCCAUAUUCCGUAACGGCGUCCCUGUUGGUCACCUCCGGCGAGCCGACUAUGGCUUUUUCAUAGACAAAACUCUUGGUUAUGGAUACAUCCACAACCCUGAUGGAGGAGUGGUCAGUGGCGAUUUUAUUAAAACAGGCACGUUUACGCUCGAAAGGAUGGGAGUGGCAUACAAGGCCAAGGCACACCUCAAAUCUCCGUUCGACCCUGAAAAUAAACGGGUUAAAGGAAUCUACGAGUGACCGCCAAUGUGAAAACACCGUGGUUAGAGAAUAAUAUGCAACCUGCUGCUUUUCCACAUUCAGUUGCCACUACAAUUGUAUACCUCUGCCAUUGAUGGUGUUUCAUAAAUGUGAAGUGAUAAAGUGACAUUUACGGAGAUUGAGUUUAACAAUAUUUGCUCAUUCUUAAAUGAUUUAAAUGUUCCAAAAUCAAAGCAGGUCCACUGUUCCUCGAUGUGUGCUCUUAUACAAUUAUUACCAUAAAACUUCCACCAGUUCAAGACUUUAUCAAGACAAAAUGUUUUUGUAACUAAAUAAACUUCACUAUCCUUUCAGGAAGCAAACAUAACUUACUCGAAUAACUCUUUUUUUUUUUUUUUUUUGCCAAACUUGCAAUUCAUUAGGGGAUAUUAGUGCAGAUAUUUGCAUUUAUUACUUUAAAGACUCCCUUUUUAACAUUGAAAGUCUUACUUCCUAUAGCAGCUCACUUUGCACUGAGUUGUUGAACAGAAUUCGUUAUCAUGACCAUAGAUGUGUGUCUGUGUUGUAAAAUUUUAUGUGAAGCACUGAGGGUGUCCUUAACCAAAGAAGUCUUAAAAGGGCUUGGAAAAGAGAUUAUACGUGUGUGUGUUUUUACUCAAAGUAAAUCAAAUGCUGCAGCUUCCCAGGUAAUUGAGUAUUUAAUGUAAUUUGGCUUAAAUUAAGAAUAAACCUGUUUUUGUUUUUCUUUUUUUUUUUUUAUCACCAACAACUAGAGAUCAAGGCUUCGUCCUGAAGGUAAAAUAUUCAGUAAUCUAGCAAACUGACUGUGUGUGACCUCCUGCUUCUUGCUUCAAAGUUUUAUAACUGUGCCUUGGGCGCUUCAUGCCCACCAAAUGGCUGAGCUAUGUUUUUUAUGAGGUUAACUAUUUAUUAUGAAUAUUUUUUAAUAAUGAUGCGACAGGGGUCACAAUAUUCCAUAAAGGCUCUUUUUGCUCCAUUUGGUUUUUUUAAAAAGUACUUACAGGCUAUGAGCUCUACUGUUUUCUACAAGUAAAAAUCUCCACAGAGGUAAAAAAUAAAAUAUAAUAGUGCACUUU